Oncorhynchus kisutch (coho salmon) is the source of this 4848-nucleotide messenger RNA. Its product is annotated as exocyst complex component 7. The record is from RefSeq and is a predicted model, not a curated record. Lineage: Eukaryota; Metazoa; Chordata; Actinopteri; Salmoniformes; Salmonidae. Gene Ontology annotation, biological process: exocytosis. Gene Ontology annotation, cellular component: exocyst. Gene Ontology annotation, molecular function: phosphatidylinositol-4,5-bisphosphate binding. The coding region runs from base 104 to 2653 and encodes 849 amino acids. The transcript is spliced from 21 exons.
GGUUCAGUUGGCUAACUCAUUUACCUGGCAGGGGGUGAACUGUUUUACAAAUGCUUGACAAUAAAAUAGUAAAGUUAUACCUAAAAAGGGAAUUGUCAACAGAAUGACUGCGAAAGAUGAAACAUAUUUGUGGCGAGAGAAGAUUGAGGAGAAGCUCAAACGGGAUCAAGAUCUGCUGACAUUCGUUAGCGACAGCCUCAAAAGAAGUGAUCAGCUGACUAAAGGCAUGGUGUCCAUUCUCUCGUCGUUGGAGGGCCGUUUGGAGCACCUGGAGAACUCGGUCAUUCCCAUGCACAACAGCACACAGAACCUACUGCAGCUGAAGGGGACAACGCAGAAGACAUUAUUCUACCUGGACGAUGCCAUCAGCCAUUACCAAGCCGUCCGAGACACAGACAAGGUCAUCAUACAGGGGCCUACAGGAAGACUAUCUGACUAUCUAGCCUGUGUUCACCGACUCAAGAAAGCAGAGGAGUACUUUCAACAGGAAGACCCGGACGGGCCUGAGCUGAAUAUGCUGAGAGGUCGUUUAGAGAGUGCCAAGUCACAGUUGGAGUCCGAGUUCCAAGUCCUGUUGGGGCGCUACAGCAAGCCAGUGCAGACAGUCAGAAUCCUGGAUGUCCUGGACAAAAAGUCACUGAAUGGGUCUGCAGGCGGAGUGGAGGAGGUACAACUCAUACCCCAAACUAGGCUUCAGGACAUCAUCUCCAUCUCCACCUGGCUGAUAGGUGAGGAUGCAGCUCUGACAGCUAAGAGGAGAGUCUCUGCCAGCAAAUUCAAAACACGGUCACUGGAAAGAAACCCAUCCCACCACUCUCAGGGAAAACUGGAGCCCAGCAGCUUUUUCACCAAUAAGUCCUACUGCUCCAAACUCAAAACACAGUCUCUAGGCAGAAAGCCAUCAAUAGAAAACAAGCCAUCAAUGGACUCUCUUGGAAAACUGAAAGCAAACAGCCUGUUCACCAAGAUGAUCGGCCUGAAGUCAUUUGGUAAAUUCAAAACGCUGUCCCUGGACAGAAAGCCAUCACUAGACAAGAAUUCAUCACUAGACUCCCUCGGAAAACUGGAAUCCAGUAGCUCUUUCACCAAGGUAUCCACCUCGAAGCCGUACAGCAGACUGAAUAUUCCCGAUAUUAGACAACCGUCUUUGGAGUCCAUCCCAUUUCUGCCUAGAGACUCCACCUCCCAUACCUUCCCAUCUUGCAAACCCAAGCCCCCAGCUUCCACCUCCUACAUCCUGCCAUACUUCAGACCCAAGCCCAGCUCAGCCUUUGAUCUCAAGGCCCACUACGCCAUGGUGCGCUCCAAUCAGUUGGACUGCUCCAUGAAGGGUUUGAAGGACCACAAGAGUAGGAACCUCCUCUGCCCGGUGUUGCAGAGCAGGCGUGUGGAUUCUGCCGUCAAGAAGAACAAAAAAACAGGGCGGGACAGCAUAUUACACAUUGAGAUUGAGACCUACAUGGCCUGCAUCACAGCCUUCUUGUCCCUGGCCAAGAGUGAAUACACCAUGGUGUCCAAAGUCUUCCCUCUGAACUGCUCCAAUACCUUUGAAACUCUCAUCCAGGUGGCUCUGAACCAGCUGAUCCAGAAUGGGGAGAACAUCGUGUCCUCUGUCAGACGAGCCUGUUCACGUCACGACUACACAGCCCUUGUCGCCAUGUUACCUGUCCUGGGCCGUCUCCUGGAGGAGGACAAAGAGUUUAACAUGUUACUAAAGUGCACAACAAGCGGCACCUUGGCCAAGUUUUCCAAACUCGUUACAUCUAUGAAGACCCUGGCAGCCAGAGCACUGACGGACUUUUCUGCUCACGUCAAGAACAACCCUGAUAGGGAGAGUAUGUCCAAGGAUGGAACGGUGCAUGAAUUCAACAGCAAUACAAUUCUAUUCCUGCAGCAGUUGCUGUCCUUUGCAGAUGCUGUUCGGUCCAUCCUUUAUCCUCAUGAUGUAGACAGUGACACAGUAACUAUGGAGGUGUCCAGUAGUGUUCAGGUGGACGUUCAACAUGACACUGAUGCAGAUGAAUCAGAAGAACAGCCAUCAGACAGUCAGGAGUCCAAGGGGAAUGACGAUCAGAGAGCACUGAGUCCUUAUGUCUGUAAAGUGCUGGAGCAUCUCCAGUACAACCUACAGAGUAAGGCCAAGGUGUACGAGGACCACGCUCUCGGGGCCAUCUUCCUCCUCAACAACUACAACUACAUCCUCAAGUCAAUAAAGAAGUCAUCUCUGUUUGAAGUGGUUAAAACCAGCGGCAGGGAUCCGGAGGUUGAGUACGGGGAACUGAUUGAGCAACAGAAGCAGGUGUACCAGCACAGUUGGUUGAAGGUGACCGAGUGCCUGACUGAAAAGAAUCUGCCCACCUUUAAGCCAGGUGACAAGUUGAAAGAAAAAGACUGUCAGGUAAUUAAAGACAAGUUCAAGAGCUUCAACGAGGGCCUGGAGGAACUGUAUAAGGCUCAGAAAGCGUGGGCCAUCCCAGACAGAGAGCAGCGCCAGGCCAUCUGUCAGGCCCAGAGAGAGAUGGUGUCCAAGGCCUACAUAGCCUUUCUGCUGAGAUGUGACCAUGAUUUCUCCAAACACCCUGAGAGAUACCACAAAUACAGCCCAGCGCAGGUGGAGGAGAUGAUCGAGAGACUAUUUGAUAUCUCAGCCUGAGGUUGAGAACCUGCUUAGUUAGGAGAUAAUAAGGUCUUCACACUGCCUCUAUAGGAAAUAACACACUGAUUUGUUUCCACACUACUAAUACUACAGCUUCAGUCCCCAUUACAUGUAUUCAUUAGAGUUCUAGGCCUCUAUUCUGGGGGAUUACAGUGCUUCAGUCCCCAUUACAUGUAUUCAUUAGAGUUCUAGGCCUCUUCUGGGGGAUUACAGUGCUUCAGUCCCCAUUACAUGUAUUCAUUAGAGCCCUAAUUGCUAAAUGUAUUAUUACACAUAUGACUGGCUAGUUCUAAACGUGUUUAUAUAAAUAUUGUUAAAGCCCUACUUCAGAAUAAACAUCUAUUUAUUUUACCCAGAAAUUCAAAACUAGCUUUUUGUUUGUGCUUGCAAAAUUUCUGAAGACCCAAAUACACCAAUAUUUUUUGAAAUGGUUGUUAAAAGCGAAUAAAGAAUUUAUGACCAGAAAUCUAAUUGGUUGAUCUUACAUUGAGAACCAAAGGAGAAAUAUAAAAUGACGACUGCAUAAACAAUGAGGACGGUGAGAUAGAUACAGAAACAGAUCAAGUCCACUUUGUUGGCAAAGCGAUGGUGUAUAGCAUUUUUCUGGUCUUGUGCAGCCAUUUUGUUGAGAAACUUCACCACCUUCUGGAGGGCUGUAUUCUUCUCUUCCUCUGAGGCUUUAAUAUCAGACUUGGAUUCUAGACAAAGUAAAGGAGAGAAAAAAGGAUAACCUAUUAUUAAUAUAACAUGAUUAAAUAAAGAUGUAAAAAAUUAUUGACCUUUCUGUAAAAUGACAGUUUUCAGUGAUAGAUGAAAGAUCAAAUGGAGUAGCUGUCCAGACCAGCGUAAACGCCAGACAAAUGAUGCUAACAAGAAAAUAUGCUGGGAAAGACUGCAUGCUUUAACUGCAGCUAAAGGCAGUGAGUCUUUGGACUUGGAGAGGCUGCAGGGCCAGAGAGUGCCACACUUAGCCAGGCGUGUCAGCACCAUAGACUGCAACGUGCUCAACACCAGGAUGACCAAACAGAAACAGAAGUGCUUUCCUAUGGAGAACAACGAGAGAGAGAUGAUACUCACGGAUGAUGGGGCUGCACUGGCCUCCUCCAGGCAGUAGGUCGUUGAGGAUGAUGAGGAACAUGAUGAAGCUGAGAACCAGUGUAACCUUGAAUGAGAUACGCUCGCCCCCUCCCAGUGGCAGGGAGAAGCUCACCACAUCUGCCACAAUGAUCAGUAUACUGGGCAGGACCAGGGACAGAAACGGGUUUUCAGACCGCAUUUUCAGCGACACCUGUGAAGACAGAUGGGUAGGCCAGACUGAAAUCAUUUGUUUUUUGAGUUCUUGCGUCUAAACGUUUAGCAUUUGUUUAAAGUUGAAAGGGAAGAGCAUUACUUUCCAAAAUCAGACUCAGAUGUUUUCAGAACUCUUAAGAAGCCUUAUGUCAAUGAGUCCACAUCCUUCACCGUCGGUUGUGCAGAUCCAACUAUGCCUUCACCCCAAUUAAUGGGAAAAGAAACGCACUGCAAAUUUGGAAUUGACAUGGUGCUCAUCUUUUUAAUUCAUUUGGAAUUGUGGCAUGUAACUGGGUCUACACACAAAUACACAGCCUGGGAUGUGUAUUUGUCUCAACGGAACACUACUUAUGAAAGGUAUAAAAACAUCUGAUACAUUUUUAUUUAAGUGUAUUGUAUUUUUUCUGUGUAAAUGUUGUUCAAGCUCUGCCCUUAAAAACAGGAAGAGUAAAGUAUCUUUACAUGUCCCACAUAAACUACUGAAAUCACCAGGAACUCUCACUAACCCAUAGAUAAAGAUACUCUACAUAUCACAAACUACUGAAAUCACCAGGAACUCUCACUAACCCAUAGAUAAAGAUACUCUACAUAUCACAUAAACUACUGAAAUCACCAGGAACUCUCACUAACCCAUAGAUAGUUGCGAUCAUCUCUGAAUUGUGGCAUGUAACUGGGUCUACACAAUACAUAGCCUGGGAUGUAUAUUUGUGGGUCUGCACAAUACAUAGCCUGGGAUGUGUAUUUGUGGGUCUACACAAUACAGCCUGGGAUGUGUAUUUGUGAGUCUACACAAUACAGCCUGGGAUGUGUAUUUGUGGGUCUACACAAUACAGCCUGGGAUGUGUAUUUAUCUCAACGGAACACUACUCAUGAAAGGUAUAAAAACAUCUGAUACAUUUUUA